Messenger RNA from Scaptodrosophila lebanonensis, 787 nucleotides. RefSeq lists its product as uncharacterized. Lineage: Eukaryota; Metazoa; Arthropoda; Insecta; Diptera; Drosophilidae. The coding region runs from base 104 to 706 and encodes 200 amino acids. The record is from RefSeq and is a predicted model, not a curated record. The transcript is spliced from 2 exons.
CAAAACCAAUAGUUGGAAUUGGGACUGAGAUUUUGGCUAGUUUAUCGUAUUUACCGAAUGGUUGGAAGAAUAUUAAUAUAUUUGCAAAAAGACAGAACUCAACAUGGAGAAUACUGCGCUUAGACGCGCAAAUCGCAAUUUUAAUAACAUGAGGUAUGAGGAAAUUCUAUGGGAGGCCCAGCGCGAAAAUUAUAUAAAUUUGGAAAUAGUUCGACAUUACCGCAGAGCUGCAGCCCUGCCCCGUUUUCCCGUCUUCGAUAUUGCUAUCGAUGCGGCCAUAGCCCGUCACGGACUAUAUACAAGGAAUGGUAACAGCAACGGCAACGGGAACCCCAAUACAGAGGCAUCAGAAUCCAAUGCUGAGCAGGACAUGGAUAUGUGUUCACCACCUGUGCGACGCCAACGUUUGCAGCUGCCAUCACCACUACCACCCGCACCACCACCACCCCCAAUACAACUACAACAGCUGGAGUUGGAACGUACUGCCGGCAGUGCUGGACCUGAGAACGGGCAUUAUGUAGCGCUGGCGCACAUGCACAUCUAUUCAGCAAAUAUGCAAUUGAAUGAUUCCAGUAGAACUGCCACAAACAGCAUUAAUAGUUUAACUAAUAACAAUAAUAUAAACAACAUCGAGCAGGACUCGGAGGGAUUGAACGAAGUGGCUAUGAAGGAGACAAUCGAAAGUCUUGGACUGCGCCGCAACUGAUGGAGAUAAUCAGUAAUUUAAGUAGCUGUAGAGUAUUAGUAGUCUGUGUGUUUAACUCCCCAAUAAACUGUUCAAAGCCUA